This is a messenger RNA of Boeremia exigua, 1227 nucleotides long. Its product is annotated as beta-lactamase superfamily domain-containing protein. The record is from RefSeq and is a predicted model, not a curated record. Bases 1 to 1227 code for a protein of 408 amino acids. The transcript has 2 exons. NCBI's taxonomy places the organism in Eukaryota, Fungi, Ascomycota, Dothideomycetes, Pleosporales, Didymellaceae. Gene Ontology annotation, cellular component: membrane-bounded organelle; cytoplasm. Gene Ontology annotation, molecular function: zinc ion binding; N-acylphosphatidylethanolamine-specific phospholipase D activity. Gene Ontology annotation, biological process: N-acylethanolamine metabolic process; N-acylphosphatidylethanolamine metabolic process.
AUGAGUUCGGUCGGUGGCGCAGGGAUAGGUGCAGCCCUGUAUGCUGCGGUGAGCAACCCAGGCCAGAUCCUAUCGCAGCCAGAGGAAGCAGCAGCCAAGGCGCAUCACUUGAAGAAUGGCAAGGGAUUCACGAAUCCAUGGGACAGCUAUACAGAGCUGAGCGGGCCGCAACUGUUCUGGGGAUUCUUUUCUCGCAAAGUCAGUGGUAAAGCCAACAAGCCAGAUACGACGCCGCCUACAGUCCCCGUGCAAACUCCCGUCUUUCUCUCCACGCGCGAGACUCCUAAGCUAAGGGCUACAUGGCUCGGCCACGCAUGUUACUACGUCGAAUUCCCCGGCGGUCUGCGUGUGCUUUUCGACCCUGUGUUUGAGGACUGCUGCUCGCCCAUCAACAUUAGCAGCCUGAAACGCUUCACGCCGCCGCCAUGCGAGUUGGAGGAUUUGCCGGCCGUCGAUGUUGUGGUUAUCAGUCAUAACCAUUACGAUCAUCUGAGCUAUCCAACCAUCCAGCGCUUGCAGAAGAAAUUCCCGGAGGCUCAAUACUUUGCCCCGCUCGGAAACAAGGCCUGGUUCCAGAAAUGCGGAGUGGAGAAGGUCACAGAGCUCGACUGGUGGGAGACACGAGAUGUCAAGCUUGAGGCUGUGAAGGGCGACGACAAGGCCGACCGCACAGGAUCCGUAUCAGUCAGCGAAACUAGCGUGAAGGGCGAUAUUAUAGCCACCAUCGGCGCGCUCCCGUGCCAGCACGUCAGCGCCCGUACGCCCUUCGACAAAUGUAAGACGCUGUGGGCGAGCUGGAGCGUCGAGUCUGGCGGUGCAAAGGUCUACUUCGCCGGCGACACAGGGUACCGCACCGUCCCCGACACCCCGGACGAUGUUGACGACUACGGCCCGGAGUUUGCCCACCUCCCCGUCUGUCCGGCCUUCGCUCAGAUCGGCCAGCACCGCGGGCCCUUCGAUCUCGGGCUCAUUCCCAUUGGCGCAUACGAGCCACGCUGGAUGUUUAGCGCCAUGCACGCCAAUCCGAAGGACUCGGUGAACAUUUUUCUCGACACAAAGUGCAAGCUAGCGCUCGGUAUGCACUGGGGUACGUGGGUUUUGACCGAGGAGGAUGUGCUCGAGCCACCGAGGAAGCUGAAGGAGGCGCUUGAGUGGAAGGGGGUUGAGCAGGAAAGGUUUGGGGUUAUUGAUAUUGGGGCGACGAAAGAGGUGGAGACUGGAUCGUAG